ACUUUGGCGCUGACGUGGCGGGAACGAAAACAGGGUUUGGGUAUCAGGAUGCGGCGCGCAGGCCUAGGCGAAGGCGGGCCGUCCCCCGGGCACCACGGCUAUGCGGCCAGCGGCUACAGCUCCUUGGAGGAGGAGAACGCCCGGCUGACCGAGAGCCUGCGCACCAAGGUGACCGCCAUCAAGUCGCUUUCCAUCGAAAUCGGACACGAAGUGAAGCAUCAGAACAAAAUGUUGGCGGAAAUGGACUCAGAAUUUGAUUCGACCACCGGUUUCCUGAGCAAGACCAUGGGGAGGCUGAAGGUCCUGUCCCGGGGGAGCCAGGCCAAGCUCCUGGCCUACAUGGCCCUUUUCUCCUGUUUUGUCUUCUUUGUCAUUUAUUGGAUCAUUAAACUGAGGUGAUGCCAGCG
This is a messenger RNA of Trichosurus vulpecula (common brushtail), 407 nucleotides long. RefSeq names its product Bet1 golgi vesicular membrane trafficking protein (gene BET1). The coding region runs from base 49 to 399 and encodes 116 amino acids. The transcript is spliced from 4 exons. Gene Ontology annotation, biological process: endoplasmic reticulum to Golgi vesicle-mediated transport; vesicle fusion with Golgi apparatus. Gene Ontology annotation, molecular function: SNAP receptor activity. NCBI's taxonomy places the organism in Eukaryota, Metazoa, Chordata, Mammalia, Diprotodontia, Phalangeridae. The record is from RefSeq and is a predicted model, not a curated record. Gene Ontology annotation, cellular component: Golgi trans cisterna; SNARE complex.